Molecule: messenger RNA, 930 nt
Organism: Hippopotamus amphibius kiboko
Lineage: Eukaryota; Metazoa; Chordata; Mammalia; Artiodactyla; Hippopotamidae
Product: olfactory receptor 4A47-like
Exons: 2
Coding region: 1-930 (309 amino acids)
Biological process (GO): G protein-coupled receptor signaling pathway
Cellular component (GO): membrane
Molecular function (GO): G protein-coupled receptor activity; olfactory receptor activity
Source: RefSeq, a predicted model, not a curated record
AUGGAACAAAGGAACAAUGUGACUGAGUUUGUCCUCUUGGGGUUCACUCAGAGCAUCCAGGGUCAGAAAAUAUUAUUUGUCGUGUUCUUGCUCAUCUACAUUGUGACGAUAGUGGGCAACCUACUCAUUGUCCUGACUGUGGUGUUCAGCCCAACCCUGGAUACCCCCAUGUACUUCUUUCUUGGCUACUUGUCAUUUAUGGAUGCUGUUUAUUCUACUACUGUCACCCCAAAUAUGAUUCUAGACUUACUCUAUGAGAAAAAAUACAUUUCAUUCCAAGCUUGUAUGACCCAGCUUUUCACAGAGCACUUAUUUGGUGGUGCUGAGAUUUUACUCCUGGUGGUCAUGGCCUAUGACCGCUACGUGGCCAUCUGCAAACCCUUGCAUUAUUUGACAAUCAUGAAUCAGCGAGUGUGUGUUCUGCUGCUGCUCUUGGCCUGGGCUGGUGGGUUUUUACAUGCUAUAGUUAAUAUUCUCUUUGUUUACAACCUUCCUUUCUGUGGUCCCAAUAUCAUUGACCACUUUGGCUGUGACAUGUACCCUUUACUAAAACUUGCCUGCACUGACACUCACAUUAUUGGCCUCACAGUGGUUGCCAAUGAUGGGGUAAUCUGUGUGGUUCUCUUUAUGCUCUUACUCACCUCCUAUGGGGUCAUUCUGCACUCCCUGAAGAAUGUUUGUCAAGAAGGGAGGCGCAAAGCCUUAUCCACUUGUGGCUCCCACAUCACUGUGGUGGUCCUCUUCUUUGUGCCCUGUAUUAUUAUGUAUGUGAGACAUCCUUCCACCUUACCCAUUGAUAAAUCCUUGGCUGUAUUUUACAGCAUUAUCACCCCUAUGCUGAAUCCUCUAAUCUAUACUCUGAGAAAUGGAGAGAUGCAAAAUGCCAUGAAAAAGCUCUGGAACAGGAAUGCAAUAUCAUAUAAUAAAUGA